AUGCAUCACAAAAAAUUUCAUCCAAAAGACAAAGCUAACAUAAUAUCUAGAGUCUUACUUUGGUGGAUUGUUGAUCUAUUGUGGAGGAGAAACAAAAAUCCACUAAAUCAAGAAGAUCUCGAUCCAGUCAGAGAAGAUGCCAGUGCUGCUCAUCAGACAAAACGUUUGGAGGAAAUUUGGAAUAAUGAAAAAAUCUCAGCAAGGCAAAAGAAUAGAAAGCCAAAACUUUGGAAAGCAAUGAUAAAAUAUUUCACGUGGCAAGAACAUGCGCAUGUUAAUUUUUUAAUCCUUGUAAAUGUCUUUGGGACUGGGAUGUGUUUUUAUUCUGUUACGAACUUGAUGAGAGCAAUCGGCAGUAAUUUAGAGCAAGGUACCCAUUCUCCGAACGAAUAUCUUGUCUUUAUUGGGGAUAUGAUGAUAGGAUCAUUUUGUGAAGUUCUUGGUUCUCAGCAUUUCUGUCUGAUUCUACCUAUGUUGGGAAUAAAAGCGAGAGCUGCACUAGUUGGUUUGAUUUAUAAAAAGGUAAGGCAUGCAUGUAUAAGAUCGUGAAUCUACUUCUACGAAUCUCCACUUGCGCACUGUGUACUUUCUGCGAGAGAGAAAACCAGACAGCCCGUGGAAAAUGAACGAUGCUAUGUAAUACUCGGGAGCCAGUGCUUUUCGCGCAAUUUGAUUGGUUGCCCACUCAGCAAUGGAUAUCCUUGUACUAUAGUCUCUACACUAUUUACCUACACUUCGGUGAAUAAUUGUUAACUAUACAUGCAUGAGUGUCAUGAAUGCAGAUUAAGAACUGAUAUCCACGAUCUUAGGUGAUAAUUCUGUCACAGAAGCGCCUGCAAGUUAUAGUUGUCGUACAGAGUGUUAAGAGUAAGCUGGCAUGAUUAGUUGAUUAUAUUACUAUGAAUAACAAUAAAUUUCAAAAAUAUCUACAAAUUAACGUUAUAUUUAUCUGAAUGUUGAAAAGAUGAAAACAUUUUUUUUCAGAAUUAACAUAAAAAUUGAUCAAUCUUUAGAAUCUUUUGAUCGGCAUAGUAAUAACUACUUAACAUUUACAAGCAAGAAGCAAUAAGGAUUUAGAUACAGGUAAGGCCAGCUAAGCCAAGUAAAAUAUUUUUUCAAAUCUUUUCCUUGGACUUUUUUUGUUUCGGCGCAAAAACAAAUCUUAAUUAAACUUACUUAUUUUAGUAUAGGAUUUCCGUGAUCUUGGUGGCGUAAUUCCCAGUCGAUUUAAGGUCGAUUUCAGAAUAAGAAUGCUUCAUCACAGGUUUUUUAGUUGGCGAUGUCAUUAGAGAAUAUUUAUUUUGUAUUUAAGAUACAUCCGCGGUAAAAGACUCGACUGUGAAUUACAGUACGUUGUAUAAGCUUUGCGGUGGAGAUACACGGAGGAGUUGUAUCUAUUAUCGACAAAUAUAUAUCAGAAAAGAAAUCUAUUUUUUACUUUGUUCUUUAAGGUAUUGAGAUGCAGUAAAAUGUCCAUGAACGCUGGUGAGGUAAUGGAGUUGGUAUGCGACGACACUCAUCGUUUAGUCACAAUGGCAGAUCAAUUUCUUCCCAACUUAGUUCGACAAACAGCUAAACUCAUCAUUUACAUUACUUGGCUAUUAUAUUUUGUUGGCUGGAAGUUCGUGCCAGGUCUAGCAGUAUUUACGAUUCUCGCAUCAUUUCGCCUAUGCAUGACAAAUAUAGACAUAAACUAUCGUAAGAAAGCCUCACAACUUUCAGAGAAACGCCUUGGUUAUCUUCGAGAAGUUCUGACGAUUAUUCAUUCCGUCAAAGUAAAUUGCUUGGAGCAUGUUUACGAGGAAAAUAUUCAAAGAACAAGAUGGUAAGUUUCUUUUAACAGACAAGGAAUGAUUAAAUUCAUAUUACACGUAUACCUGUCAUUCCGCUAAAAAUCUCUGACAUUCGAUUCCGCUAACAUUCAAUCUCGAGCCCUUACUAACCAUAUUAAUUUGACUGAUUAAUAUCGUUACUACUUUUAAUAUAAAUUUUCUGAAGCACCUCUUCUUUUUCUAGGCAAGAAAUAAAAUAUAAAGCUAAAAGGUGGAUUAUUCUUUCUGCGAGCUUUUCGUUUACUUCAUGUGGACAACAUCUGGCAACCUUUGUCAUUGUUCUGGUUCUCAUCUACACUGAUCGCUCCAUGCUGACUUUUGAUAAUUUAUUCACGAUAAUAGUGUUGUCUGCCGGGAUUGGUGAUAGUAUUUGCAUGCGAAUACCAAUUUCUAUUCAUUUCAGUACGGAUAUAAUCACCGGCCUUACUCGGAUACAGCGAUUCUUGGAAAGCUACGAUGCUACACAUGAUACCAUUAAUGAACUUCCGCCUACCAAACGAGAGGUGUCAGAAAAAGAUGAGAAAUUAAGCGAUGAUAAAAUGUCUUCGGAGGUAGUUAGCGAAACUCCUAAUGUUUGCCUGGAUAACGUAUUUUGCAAACUACUCACAUCUGAUGCUUCGAAUGCACAAAUGAAAGAUGUUACACUUUUAACUGACAUUUCUAUCACAAUAUCAUCCAAGAAAUUAGUUAUAAUAACUGGCUCAGUUGGCAGUGGAAAGUCGUCACUGCUUUCAAGUAUUCUUCAUGGAGAACUUCAUUUGGUCAAGGAAUCUAUAAAACAUUUUGGAAACAUUGCGUAUGUUUCGGAUACGCCUUGGGUGUUUCCCGGCACCAUUCGUGAGAAUAUAUUAUUCGGCUUAGCGUAUGACGAAGAAUGGUAUUCGCACACCAUCAAAGCUUGUCAGUUGGAGAGAGAUUUCAAAAGAUUCCCAGAUCAGGAUCUAUCACAUAUUGGAGAAUACGGUGCAACAUUGAGUGGUGGACAGCGGACACGUAUCGCAUUAGCACGCGCAGUGUUCUCACGUGCUGAUAAAUAUCUACUGGAUGAUCCUUUCAGUUCUUUAGAUACCAAGGUAGCAGAAAAUAUUUUCAACAAUGUUUUCAAAGGAUUGUUAUCAGAACGGAUCGUUUUUGCCAUUACACUCAAUCCUCAAUAUUUAUCCCAAGCUGACUACAUCGUGAAGUUGGCAAAAGGUUAGUUAAAUUAUAAAACAAACUAUUUAAAAACAUCUAUGCUGUCCUAAUGACCUCCUUGAGGGUCUUCCACAGUGGCGUAACUACUAUGGGCUCAGACCGGGAGAACCCGGGGGCCCCAACCCCAAUGGGGGCCCCCAGGCUUAGGCGAUAGAGCAAAAACAUUGGCCAGGGCUUCUGAUAUGUUACAAUGUCGUUUUCUGACCAUCAGAAUUCUGUAAAAUCUCUCCCCAAAGUCCAAGAAAUGGCAUUUCAGAGAGUCUAGAUUCAAAUUCCGGAUGACCAUGCCCUGGACCCCCUAGAAAACUCUUGCAUAUACGGCGCUCGACUCGUGCCUUUGGCACUUCUACUAGGGGGCCUUCGAAAAUUUUGAACCGGGGGCCCCCUGCUUUAACGUUACGCCACUGGUCUUCCAGGGAGUUUUUGCUCCCGUGUUCACUUCAAAAGUUUGUUCUUCUGUUCUCAAAACAUAUUUCACUAUGUUCCCUUGUUCCCCAAGCUUACAUGUUUAAUUGUUCCCUCUGACUUUUUCCAUUGCAAAAUAUGCCUUGUUCCCUAAUGUUCACUCAAAACUCCUGGGAGUCCCUCCUGCUUUGGGUAUCACACAUGCACAGAUAAAAAAGAUGUGAGUCUGUCCAAUGCCUCCAUUUUGUUUGUUUUUAUCGUGUUAACGAAACCUAACUUUGGUCUUUUUAAAAAUUCGUUAGAGGGGGCCUCUAAUUGUGAAAUGGGUCGUAAUCCUGCAGCACAGAUUGAACCUACAUGACGCCGCUGCUCUUACCAAGUUCAAAUAUGCAUUCAGAAUACGGAAUAGUACAACAUUGUAUUUGGUUCCAAGAUAGAGAAUUAUAAGUAAAUAAUUGAAAAGUAAUGAAAAAACAAAUCGAACCAGGCGAUUAUACGGAGCAAAACUCUGCGUUCUGGAAAUGAUUUAGAAUACGUACUUUAUGAUGCAUAGCCUGUUGAUUUCGAUUCACGCUUUUCUGGUCUGAAAUGUUUCAACCUACUGAUCAUAAUACAAUGGGUAUCUUUAGAUAAGUUUUAAUUACGUAGAAUUUACUUACUGCCCAAACAAACCGCAAAAAUGCAUGUCUAUAGUCACGUCGUAAAAAACGUCGUAAAAAUUAUUUGGGGGUUGCCGAGUUCGCUUCAGCCCCUCAGCCACUUCCGCGAUAUAUCCAGAUAAGAGGUGGCGCAUUGGAAAAGUGCAAACUGGUAAGGAAGAAGGGGAGAGGCUCUGGCACAAGACACAACUUUUUAUAUAUUCAGCCUGUAGACAGAAUGAGCUUCCAGUGUAAAACAAUGUCAUUGCUUAGGGGAAUAUUAAAAACAUUCAUCUGAAGUUAAUCUUCGGACAAAUGGGACCAUUACUUGAGUGGUCCAAACACUAGGGGUAAGGGGUUACAUGGGCUCUGUCUUUCUUGCCAAAUUACUCCAUACAUUUGUAACUCUAAAACUUCUUCUUACCAAGAUGCAUUUUUUCUAACGAAGCGCGUUCGUAUAUGGUAUAUAGCUAGAUUAUGCAUCACUGAGAGUAACAAUCCAAAAUUAUUGCGAAUUGCAUGGCUGGAAAUGCUAAAUUUUUUCAAUGCAGGUACGAUCGUUGCUCAGGGAACACUGGAAGAAGUAAAGAAAGAUAUACCAGAACUAGAGGUAUAUAAGAACAAAGAGAGCACUGUAGAGACAGAGGAAGAGAGUGAAGAUGCUGAAAGAGAUAUUGAUCUUGCAGGAGCUGAACAGUUACGUGAAGCUGAAGAAGAUCGUGAAGUAGGAAGCGUUUCUUUUAAUGUUGAUGCAAAGUAUUUCAUGUUUGGUGCCCCAGCGUUGAUGCUUUUACUCAUUUUAUUGAUCAUUCUGGCUGGACAAGGUACGAUAAACUCCACUAUAAUAAUAAUAAUAAUAAUAAUAAUAAUAAUAAUAAUAAUGAAUAAUUUGUUAUUUAUAUUGCGUAAAUAUCCAUAUGUAUAUGAUGAUAUGUAUAGGUUAUUUUGAGGCAACGAGGGGAUAUGUGAUUUAUUCACCGAGGCGCGCAGCGCCGAGGUGAAUAAACACAUAUCCCCGAGGUGCCUCAAAAUAACGUACUUAUUUUUCACACUGCGAGGUCGCGUUAAUGAGUCAGAAAAGAAAUAAUUCUUAAUGCCAUAUUGCCUUCGCGAUGUUGUCUUUUCGCAUUUUUUGUGCUGCAAAGACAUUGCAGGUGAAUAUUAGAGGGAUUAUUAAUUGCAGGUGAAUAUUAGAGGGGUUAUUAAACGGAAAUUGAUUAGAGGGGAAUAUUGAAUAUAUUCCCCGACAAGAACAAAGGAAACCGAGCAGGGUGAAAAAUAGGAAUAUACAGUACAUGAAGAAACGUCGAAUAAUAUUUUCAUUUCAUUGGAGUGUGUGCUGAAUGCAAUUUAAUAGGCCAUUUCCGAAUUGCGGUUGAAUACUCACAGGUAAUGGCCUCAGGACGAGGUUUCGUGCUAAAUUAUAAUGUUUCUACAGUUAGUUAGCACUAAGCUUCGACAUGGUGUUAUUGUUCUUUACAAUUAGAGCGUAUUCGGAAAAGACCUAUUCUUCCGCUAGGUUGAUGUACAGUGAAGAGAAAAUAGUAUGAAUGAAAGGUUUGUUUUGUAUGUCCUAGUAAAUUUGUGCUGGUGCCAAUAUGCAAAACCGCUUGGUCUAAUUAACAAAUAGAUUACAUUUAACCGUUGUCAUUUCAGUUAUAAAUACACAGUAUGUCGUCAUAUGUGGUAAAAACAAAAAGUGUCCACGAGCUGCCUAGGCGAGUUAUUUUUAUUCCCAAACAUUUGGAAGUCGAAAUUUUGCAAAUAUCACGAGUUUAUGAUCUAUACAAAUAACGCACGGCUCGCUUAAGUAACGUGCUGAAUUCUGAUUGGCUAAGCUUAGAAUGCACUAGACGGUAAUAAGUAAGGAAAAAUAAAAUUUUAUCAAAACAGUGAAAAAACGUUGUUUAUAAAAAAGUGCGAAAACAACGUGCGAGACAGCGAGCGAUGAACUAGUGCUCAGUCUUCAGUUUGUUCAAAAAUUGGCUCAGGUUUCUUCAGUAUACCGUCUGAGAUCAGUGUUAAUCUGUCAAAAAUCCCCACCCUCGGGCCACUUAGAAAAAAGUGUCAGUCCAAAUCCCGACCCAUGGGACCACCUGAUUGAUCAAAUCCCUACCCUUUGCCCGACCCUUUGCCCGACCCCCCGCCCCGUCGGGGUUAACAUUGAUAGGAGGUGCAUAAGGUUAGUAUUAACUUGCUCUACAAUUACAACAAUGAAAACAUAAUUGUUGAUAUAUAGAACAUAAAAACAUAUAUAAAACAAGCAGUGAACUCAGCCGACAGAUCAGGGUAAUAAACUAUUCACUAAAUAUGUACAAUAUACUUUAAAUUUAUGUCAUUCCUGAAAGAACUUUAACUUACAUGUAAGUAGUUAUGUUUUAUUUACAUUGCACAACUAUUAUAUCCUUAAUACUCACGUUUACCUGUAAAUAUUCGGCAUAUUCUUCCAUGUUUAUACAAUUUUAUAUAUUCUAGAAUUCCGCCAUAUUGGAAAACAUUUGCGGGAUUUACCAAGCCCGCGAGCGCCUGCUUUGUAGGCUAGCAAACAAUUUGUGCUAGUCCUCUUGCGCGCGUUUCGCCCGGUGACGUCACGGAAAUCAAAAUCGUGCACAGAAGACUUGGGACUAGUCUGACGAGGGGAGAGACGAGAAAGCGCUGGUCUGCGCCGGUCACGUGAUAUGGGUAUACUUGACAGCUACUCGUCAAGGAGUCGCGAAAUAUUCUUAACUAAAAUAUACAAGUCUUCGAAACAAAUAAACAGCCAAAACACUUCUCAGUCGAUAUUAUUUAUGUGUGGCGAAGUUUUGCACGAAUCAGCUGAGAUCUCUGAAGACACCGUCAUUAUUUUGUAAGAUGUACCGAUAUUUCUGGAGAUUUUCAAGCAGAGUGACAGGCAAAGCCAAAGGCUCAAUUGUAUUCAAUUUCAAGCUGCUCUAGGCGUCUCCAAGUGGUGAUUCACACGAAAUUUGCUUUCUUAAACAAUAUGGCUAUUGCCUUUAAUAUUUAGUUCUAAUAUGCUCGUAGACUUAGUUCGAUAUAAAUAAACAACAAAUAUAAGACCUCGCAUAACCUGUUUACGCUGUACAGGAAAUAUACGGAUUCGCUUGUUUCGACACCAACACUUGCUGUUCAGGAGCAAUUCUUGCCUACAAAUUUUAUCCUCUUCACAAUCUUUGUUUUAUUCUAUCGUAUAAUCGCAAUUUUCAAGUAUUCGGAAUAUUCUGAAACUGUAAAACUACAGUUUUAUAAUAGUAGACGUUUCUUGUCUUGUCAGGACAUAUCACUGCUCACGUCGAGACGCCUUUUGAGUUUAGUAACCGGCCGAGGCGAGAGUAAAUCAUGCAGUCAUGAAAACUGAAAACGGUCAUUGCUCACGUACAAUUCACCUUCUUACUUUGAAAGAUCAUUUUGCAAAAUAUACUCGUACACAACAAUCAUGUUGAAUUGUUAUUGUGAAGUUCUGCUAUUUUUCGACAUUAUGGUGUUAGCCAAUCAGAAUGCAAAAUUGACCGGCUCAGACCAGGGCUUUCUCGUCUCUCCUUUCGUCCUCACACGAAAGCCGUGGGAACGAGGUUGCCUUGCACUUUUCACAUCCGAACAAAAACAAAAUAGCUUCCCGUAUCGUUCCGGUUACAAACGAGCAAAUUUUUGUACUAAACGAACCUGCCGAUUCGCCAAACAGAAAAAUACCACAAAAUUUAAUUUUUUUAAAAGUGUGUAGAGGUAUUCUAUAAUGCUAUUUCUAAAGAAUAAAAUUACCAAAACCUUGUAAAUGCUGUUUAAUUUGUUUACAACUAUAAUACGAACCUGUUUAAAAAAUAUUUUCGUUGUUUUUUAGUCAUUUUUGUUUUGUUGUGGUAUAUGUUAACACAAUUAUUCGCCUCAGCGCUUCGUACUUAUGUGAAUAUCCUUGUACUAUUCACAACGAUAUCAGUGAAUAAUUGCUACAUAUGUUUCCUUUUCGUAGGUCUCACGGUAUGGGUUGAUAUCCAAGUUUCGUCAUUACCAAAUAUUGUAAACGAAGAACAAAAGUUUCACCACGCGUUAAUUAUCUAUCCAGUAUCUUUGGUGGUCACAAUAUUGAUAGUGAUUCUGUCAAGGUUAUGCAUAUUUCUUCUACCGAUUCGAGCUAACUACAGAGUCCACAAUGCGAUGGUUGCUUGUUUACUUCAAGCCCCUAGUCAUUUCUAUGCUGUGAAUUCUGCAGGUCGAAUACUGAACAGGUUUUCACAAGACAUCAAUAACUUGGACGAUCUUCUGCCAUUUAACUUCCUCAACAGCAGGUAUGAAAUGCAUAUCAGUCUUCAUCUUCAUCAACGCAAAUUUAGUAUUCCUUAAACUUGACGAUAUAGUUAAGUAAGUAAGUGGGGUGUGCUAAUCAUCCUUACUUGCGGAUUAGAGCUAAGCUAAAUUACGAAGGACGCAGCUCAACCUGAUCGAAUCGAAGGAUUUCUAAGGGCGCCUAUGGUAGCCACAUUAUUAUUCAUCUUUGAUCACGGAGCACAGCUACGGUGGAAGGGUCAGUUUGGGGGAUAGUCCCAACCCACCCUGUCGACAUUCCCUGUGGGAGGAAACCGGAAUACCCGGAGAAAACCCACGACUUUCAGUAGAGCGUUGACUGACUCUUUUUGCAUAAGUGUCAUGCGUGAGUUCGUAGUGAAAAUCGAACCCACGAUUUCAGAGGUGAAAGGCGUUGCUCUGACUGUUGCGGCCAAAGCCCCUAAUUAAUUGAAAAGUUUAUGUGUUGGCACAACUAACAUUAUCCUUUGACAUUUUAAAGUUUGGAUACUAUUACCUAUAAUAAUAAUAAUAAUAAUUUAUUAAUUUAUACCGCGCUAAAACUAUACAAUAUUCUAAAGCGCUUAGUUACAUAAAAUAGGAAGCUAAUUUUAAAAUUUCCCUACGUUAUUACUCAACAUUUAAGUACAAUAAGCAUCUAUUUAAAAAUAUUUAAAAACAAGAAGUAUUAUUAAUGUACGCAUCUCUAUACAGAAAUGUCUUAAGAUUUGUCUUAAAAGAAUCCAACGAAGGUGAAAGCCGAAUCUCACACGGUACUAAGUUCCAUAGAGUAGGUCCUGCUUUCAAAAAGGCACGAUCACCAAAAGACUUUCUACGUGUGUUUGGAACAUGAAGAAGCCCUAGUUCGUCCGAUCUCAACGAGUAGUUAUUACUUUGUUUAUAAGUCAACAUGUCACGAAUAUAUUUGGGAGCCAAUCCAUGUAGAGCUUUAUAAACCAACAGUACGAUCUUAAAUAUAACACGGUAUUUAACCGGUAACCAAUGCAGUCUCAUUAAUGUAGGUGUAAUAUGAUCAAACUUAGGUACGAGACAUACAACACGAGCAGCAGCGUUUAGCACUUUCUGCAAUCGAUUUAAUUGAUAUUUUGGAAUUCCAUACAGCAAAGAAUUGCAAUAAUCCAAAUGGGAUGUAAUAAAUGCAUGAACUAAAAUUUUGGUAGCAUCGUCAGUUAAGUAUUUCCUAAUUUGUUUGAUAUGGUAAAGGCUUCGAAAGGCCUUGCUGCAGAUUUUGCUAAUAUGCAAAUUCAUGGACAUAUGAGUAUCUAACCAAGACCCAAGAUCACGAACAGCGCCUACUGGAGAAAUCGAUACUUCUCCUACCCGCAAUUUGUUAAUCGAUACCUUCGAUAAUUGCUGACGAGAGCCUAUAAUGAUAAAUUCUGUCUUGCUACUUUGAAUAAAAAGACGAUGUGCACACAUCCAGUUUCGAAGCUCAUCAAUACAGUCUUCCAUUGCUUUAACAGCUGCCUCCUGAUGCAAUGAGUUCUGAGGUUUAAAAGAAAGAUACAAUUGUGUGUCAUCUGCAUAAGCAUGAUGACAGGGCAGAUGUUUAGAAAUAAUCUCAGAAAGGCCAGACACGUAAAGUAAAAAUAGAACAGGACCCAGGCAGCUGCCUUGGGGAACUCCAGUAGCAACCAUAAACUCGGAGGACUUACACCGAUCAAUGACAACUUGCUGCUUUCUAUUAGCCAGAUACGAUCUAAACCACUGAAGUGCGCUGUCCACUACUCCAAAAUCAUUCUUGAGGAUAUCAGUAAGAAUAUUAUGGUCUAUAGUGUCAAAGGCAGCACUCAUGUCGAGCAUAACAAGCAACGUAACCUCUUCGUUGUCCAUAUUAAUAAGUAUGUCAUUCUGCACUUUGAGCAGCGCAGUUUCAGUUGAAUGGAACUGACGAUAUGCUGAUUGACUGACAGGCAGUGGUGCAUUUUCGUUACAAUGAUUAACUAAUUGCGACAUGACAACUUUCUCAGCUACCUUUGCAAGAAAAUGAAGAUUAUUAACAGGUCUAAAAUUUUCAAACACUAAAUCCAUACCAAGUUUCUUAAGACGGGGAUCUACAAGUGCCAAUUUCCAAUUUUCAGGAACUAUUCCUUUCUCCAGCGACAUGUUGAUCAUUUUUGUAAUUAUCGGACAUAGAACAUCACAACAAUCCUUAAGCAAAUAAGUUGGUAUUGGAUCAAGUUGACAAGAGGCAUUUGAUGCUUUCGAAAUAACUCCUCGUAUAUCAUCUUGCGACACAGCAGAAAAGGAUUUAAGCAAUACUUCAGGUAAACGAUGUUCAGUAGUUAUUGGGUUAACAUCAAUCUUAUUAAUUUCAUCGUUGAUAAGUUCAAUCUUUCGACCGAAAAAUGUUCCAAAUUCGUUUGCCAGAAUCAACGGAUCCUCAUAAGGUGGUAAACUUUCAGAUGACUUCUGUUUGGACAAUGAAUUGAUAACACGAAACAAUUUCUUAGAAUUGCCUGAGCAUUUGUCAAUUAAAUCAGAAUAAUAGCUAGUCUUUGUUUUACGAAGAAGGGCACUGUAUUUAUCUCUAGUCUUAUAAUAAAGCUCUUUAUCAUGGGAACAACCAGAUUGAAGCAUUUUUCUUUCGCAUUUCCGUCGUUCAGCUUUAAGCUUUUUAAGAUCAUCAGUGAACCAAGAUACAACAGGUCUCAUAACCAUCUUUUUCGUCUUAAUAGGAGCGUGUUUAUCAAGAAGAUUUAACAAAGUCAUAUCAUAACAACGUGUAAACUCAUCAAUAUCCGAAAAGGAAUUGACACAUAAUUCAGACCCGGAAAUAUCGUUUUUGAACAUGGGAAUGUCUAUCCUUUUCAACUGACGGAAUCGAAGUUCCUUAACAACAAAAUUUGGCUUAGGCAUAUUCAAAUUACACUCGAUGAACGAAUGAUCAGAUAAAGCCAAUGUAGAUUCUAAUUCAGUUAUAAUCACAUCAUUAAUUGAUCUAGAUAUUAUAAGAUCUAGAGUAUGUCCAGAAGUAUGAGUUGGACAGGCAACAUGUUGGGUUAAACCAAAUGUUUCCAAAAGCUCACAGAAUCUUUUGGCAUUAGUAUCGUCAGUAGAUUCUACGUGGAAAUUAAAAUCGCCUGAAAUAAGUAACCUCUCAGUUGAUAUUACAAUACUUUCAAGGUAGGUAGAAAAUUCCUCAAAAAACAAACUCACGGGUUGAGGAUAGUUAGUAGAGGAUGGCGGACGAUACACACCAACAAGUUUAAUAACUUGAUUUUGAAUUGUUACAUUCCACUCAGAAAAUUCAAACGAUCUGAACUGAUUAGCGUCCAUCAACUUAGUUCUCAUUAUACUCUUGUACAUAACUCCAACUCCCCCGCCUGAUCUAUCAUUUUCUCUGGGCGAAUUUUGAAAACAGUAACCAUUAGGAGAAAGAGCGGCAAUCGUAACCGAGCCAACAUCUUUCAGCCAGGUUUCAGUAAAAACACAAAUGUCAAUAUUAGAAUUCACAGUGCAGCUGGAGCACAAAGACUAAGAUUACAUAUGUGAUUAUCAUGCAUUACUACUAUAAUAUCAUGAUUGCGGGUAUUCCCUUUGUUCUCGCAGGGCAAUUAAAAACUAAUACACCUCAUUAUAUUCAUUUUUUCUAAUCCUACCCGCUUUUACGUCAUGUCAGGUAGGAUUAGUUCUAGUCCUACCCGAUACGACGUCAAAGCGGGUACGAUUAGAAGAAAUGAAUAUAAAUGAAGAUAUCUGAAAUCGCCAAAACUAAACAAAGACAUGGAAAACAAUUAUACCAUUUAAUUUAUACCAUUAUUUAUUGUUAAUUGGUUUUUAAUGGCCCUGCGACAACAAAGGGAAUGCCCGCAAUCAUAAUAUUAUAAGGUAAUAGCAUAAAAAGAGGCGAAUUAGCUAUUGAAAACGUCCCGCGGUUCCAGGUUAGGAUGCAGUACCUAGAAACAUGCAGGAAAUUUAUUUCUGUUUCACUACGUACAGGGAUUUAGAUUUCGAGUUAUGAUAAAAGUUUACAGUUAGAUACAAGUUAAGCGCACUCAAGAUAAAUAAACAUUAUAGUGUCAGAAAUAUAAUGCGGUUCGAUUUUUGAUCAUUUUAGUUGUUGGUGCAGUGACCAUUUUGUACGCGUUUCGCUCUUCUGGAUACACCUCAGGCAUGGUACGUAGUGCUGUGGAGGUUCAUGCUCAGAUGACGUCUGCUGAACGGAUUUUGGCUUACACUGAGAUCGUACCAGAGAAGGGACGGGAGAUCAAGAAACAGCCUCCUAAAGAUUGGCCAGAAAGUGGAAUCAUACAAUUUAACAAUGUUUCACUUCGACAUUAUAAAGAGGGACCUAUAAUUUUGAAGGACCUGUCAUUUGAAAUUAAUCCAGCUCAGAAGAUUGGUAUUGUUGGAAGGACAGGUGCCGGUAAAUCUUCUUUGGUUGCUGCACUGAUGAGAAUUGGCGAAACUGAAGGAAAUAUUAUUAUAGAUCGUUUAAGUAUUGAAGGUUUAAAUAUCCUAUCUACUCGUCAACGGAUUUCUGUUAUUUCUCAGUCUCCUGUACUAUUUAAUGGUACCAUCAGAGAGAACAUGAAUCCGACAGGUGAACUUGAUGAUUCUAAAAUAUGGAAUGUUUUGGAUCAGGUGCAAAUGGGCAUUCUCGUUGGAAGUUUACCAAAAAAAUUCGAUAACGAAUGCACUGGCGGUGGUUCAAAUUUUAGCGUUGGUCAACGACAGUUAUUUCAUCUUGCAAGAGUUUUGUUGAAACGAAACAAAAUUAUAAUCUUUGAUGAAGCUACUGGGAAGGUAGACCAGAAAACUGCUGAACAAAUCCAGAAUGUUAUUCACGGCGUGUUUAAAGAUUGUACAGUAAUAACAAUCUCACAUCGUAUGGCUACGAUUCAGGAGUGCGACAGAAUUAUGGUGUUGGAUCAAGGUUCAAUUGUUGAGUUUGACAAACCAGAUGUUCUACUCAACAAGGAAAACGGCUUGUUCCUGGAACUCACGAAAAUUGCCAAUGAAACAUAA
Paramuricea clavata is the source of this 13339-nucleotide messenger RNA. NCBI's taxonomy places the organism in Eukaryota, Metazoa, Cnidaria, Anthozoa, Malacalcyonacea, Plexauridae. The record is from the annotation of a GenBank genome assembly.